Molecule: messenger RNA, 4991 nt
Organism: Gigantopelta aegis
Lineage: Eukaryota; Metazoa; Mollusca; Gastropoda; Neomphalida; Peltospiridae
Exons: 24
Coding region: 288-4019 (1243 amino acids)
Biological process (GO): signal transduction
Molecular function (GO): protein binding
Source: RefSeq, a predicted model, not a curated record
CCUGUACCUACCAGCCUGUAGUCCGAUGGCCUAACCACUGCGCCACCGAGGCCGGCCUGACGUCAUUAUCCCUGCUAAGUCGCUGUUCAGCAUCCGGUGACGUCAUAAGUUUGUUGUGAUGUCAACACAUUUCUCCAGUUGUGAAUUUCUGCUGCAGUUUUGACGUGUCAUGUAGUGUGUAUAUCUCACAUCCGUAUAGUUUGAUUGUGACAGUUCGUGCUCUCCCUCCGAGACGUAAGGAACGGAACCUGUGUUGAGAGUCACAGAACCAAGACCAAGGUGUGACCAUGUCGAAAGAGGACCAGCGGCAGGCGGUCGGGCUUGAUGACGAGCCACAGUCGCUGCAGAACGUCGACGACGACACUCAGCAACAAUUAGCAGAUACUCAACAGGAGAUUAGCCCAGCUGAAAAUGUUCAAGAUGGCGACGACACACAGCAAGCUAUAGGUGAAUACGAUACUCAACAAGAGCUUAGCCAGGGUGUCGAAAUUCAAGAUGGCGACGACACACAGGAAGCCACAGUAUUAUUAGACAACAAUCAACAGUCAACAAUAGGCGCGAUGAUACAGGAUGAUGAAGGAGCAGUCCAAGAUGACGAAGGCUCACAAGCAGCAUCGGAAGUUAAGAAAACAAAAUCGGCGGCGAAGGCUAAAAAGCGGACCAAAAGCGCUCAUUCUACCAACAUGAUAAAAACCAAGAGUCGAGACCUAGGAACGAGAGAUAGCACCCAUCAUGGGCCGAAAAGCGGAACCAGUAAAAAGAAAUUGACGGAUACUCAACAAGCUCAAAGCCAGGAUGUUGAAAUUCAAGAUGGUGACGACACACAGCAAGCCAUUGAUACUCAACAAGAGCUUGCCCAGGGUGUUGAAAUUCAAGAUGGCGACGACACACAGCAAGCCAUAGACGAAAGUCAACUACCAAUAAUACCAACAAUAGGCUCGAUGAUACAGGAUGAUGAAGGAACAAACCAAGAUGAUGAAGCCUCACAGAUAGCAUCAGAAACUCAGAGAUCAAGCUCGACGGUGAAGUCUAAAAAGCGGUCCCGCAGCCCCCAGUCCGCCAGCGUGAUGAAAGCCAAGAGUCGAGACCUAGGACCGAAAGAUAGUGCCCUUCAGGGAUCGAAAGACACAUCCAGCAAGAAGAAACUCACGGUGGAUAGUAAACAAUCGGCAGUAUCGUUGAAGAAAAAGCGAUCGAAGUUGAAACGAAGAAAGAGUACCGAUCGUGUAGCGAAAGAUCGUGGAAUGAGAGACGACGCGGAUCAGUCCGAUGCUGAUCUGUCAACACAACAGGACACGGGUUUACUAGAUGGAAUAUCCGACAGUGAGGUAGCCACGCAGGACGAUGGUCAGCAGGAAUCGGAGUUGGACACAUCAGGAGACCUGGAUAUGAUGCCAGAGGGCCAGACCUUCAGUGACUCGGAAGAGCACAAGGCCCUCGACCCUCUGGAUGAUCCCUCGCUGGCGAUCCACGAGGCGCUGGAUAUCGAGGCCUUCAACAAAAUAGUGAACAGGUACGGCGAGAUCUUCUCCGACCACCGCUAUCUGAACGUGCACGACGAAUACCCUGCCGAGGAGGUGGUGAGGCUGGUCACCAUGGUGACGGAUAUGCUGGGCAAGUUCGAGGAGUUCAUGGGCCAAAGCCAGCAGAAUAUCGAGAUGCUGAGGGCGAAGAUGAGGAAGGUCAAAGACAACGUCCACACGAGCGUCAACAAGCUGUGUAUGAACAUCAGAGAGGACGAGGAGGACACCACCACGAUAGAGAAAAGGGAGCUAGCUGAGAAACUAGCGGCACUGAACGCAAUCUGCGCCAAGACGAACGUCGAGGUCGCGGAGGCCGUCCACCUCUCCACGGAGACCGAGAAGCUCGUCGUAGAGACUCAGAUGCUGACGGAGACUGCAAGAGAAGAGGCGAAGUGGAUCGAGAUGGAGCUCGACCGGAAGACGAGGGCGGAGGCCAAGAAGAAGGCGGAGGAGGAGAAACGCCUGGCGGAUGAGAAGAGGCAGGAAGAGGAAGCACGCAGACAGAAGCAGGCGCAGGAGGAGGCGGUGAAGAAGAUGGAAACCAAACGGAGAGAGUCGAUGCACCCAAAUAUGGAAGAGGCCGAGAACUGGACCAUACACGAGUACAUUACGGCAGAUUCGUGCUUCAUCAUCAAAGGUCACCCCAUUCGGUUCGAGAAGAAGAACGUGCGGUUCCGGGUGCUCAAGCCGAACGUGACGCCGAUUACGUUCAACGACCAACACGAGGAGCUCGUGUCGCAGAUCAUACAGCUGCUGGCGCCAUCCCGAGUUUCCCUGACAGCCAUCAAGCCUCUCGACGUUUACUUGGCUAUUCCCCAUCUCAUAAGGAGAGCCGUGGCAUCCGCCAGGGAACCGGUGAUGAAAGUUCUUGAGGACGACACUUGGGUCGAACUCCCCACGAUAGAAGUGACGUUUGAAAAUCAAAAGGACAAGAAAUUCGCCCAGGCGGAAAUUAAAAGUAUGUCCACUUUCAUGGUGACGUCAAGAUUCAGGCGUGAUUACGUCACUAUAAAUAAGAAGGAGUUAACCCUGACGUCAUCAUAUGAUCAAAGGGUAAAGCUGACUUUCCCGGAUGGAACGUUUCCAAAGGAACAGAUUCUUAUUCUAACGGUUAUCCCUGUUGAUUUAGCGUCCGUUAAUGAGUUCCGGUCAUGGGGAUCUCAGAACAAAAGACUUCUCGCUUCAAGUUCCAUUAUCUGUACAGAUUUGAAUACCCAAACCAUGAAGAAACCACUAGCGGUGACAAUGUCGUGUCCGUCGAACCCGGCCAAGGCGCGGAAGAUGGCCCUGGCCCGCAAACAGAAAGAGGACAAGAUGAACCAGCCCUCGAUAAAGGUGCCCAUAGAAUUCGACGAGAAGGAGAAAGGAAAGAAGAAGAAGGAAAAAACGGAGGAGUUUGUGUCGUCAAUCAAGUCCCAGCCGCGUUGGUACAUGGGAGAAUACGGCGCUAGUGAUGACGACGAUACGGACGUGAUCUAUCUGAUCGCGCUCAGCUUGGGCAAGUGGAACGUCCUGCCGGACGUCGAGAUCACCCAGAAGAAGGCUGAGCUGGUCACAUUCAAACUGCCGAAAUGUUACGAUAAGUUCGUGGUGGUUCGGUUCCGCACCACGGUUUGCAUGGAAUCGGCGGCGCUGUUGUUUGCCGGGCUACAGGAGACUUUGUCAUACAGAUACGCCAGGGUGGUCUUCAGACAGCAUCAAGACGAGCAGUACCAGGCCGUGGUCUACGUGUUGCCCGACUAUCAGGUGGACAAGAUGUGCAACACGCUGGACGAGCAGAACUACUCCAAGGGCCCGCCCACCAGUCAGCGCAUCUGUCUCUCCGAGGGUGACCAGAUCGAGCUCAAGUUCCGUGGCAACAUCCGGAUCGAGGGCAAUCGGUCCGUCGACCUGCGCUUCCACUCCAACCUGACGUCCAUGGCGGAGCUCAUGAUCGAGGAGGUCGACCGCUACAGACAGAAGAACUUCGGCGAGCACAAGGGCGUGGUCGAGUUCGCCAGACGCUACACGGUCCCGACGGACGCCGCGCGUGUGCCGGAAGUCAAGAGAAGCUUCCUGUGCGAUCUCUAUAUCAGUUUACCAAGGUACGACGUGGACCAGGGUGGCGUGCCGGAGAUGAUCACGAUGCAGAUCAAGGACCCCCUGGACUGCGUCAACGAGGACCUGCUCAACAAGCUGUCCUUCCAGCUCGGCAAGGAGUGGCAGCAGCUGGCGCACCACCUCGGCGUCACGCACGAGCGCGUCCAGGCUAUCCUGCGCAACAUCCAGGCGCACGAGCGCAGCGAGACCGAGGCCAAGUACUGGAUGCUGUUGACCUGGUUCAAGAGGUCGAAGAAAUUCGAGGACAAGGUGACUCCACUGAAACACGCAUUACUCCAGUGUGGUCGGACUGACUUGGCGGAACUGGUGUACGACCUUGAACUUGAGUUUCACGUGGAGAGGUUUUACAAUGAAUCACCGGAGAAGAGGGAGUCGAUACCGAGGUUACAGGUAUAACUUCCGGUUUAUUGCGACCAAACAGAUUUACACAGGACGUGUACAAUUUUGGAGAUGUACUUCUAUACUGACAAUUUCACAGAAAGAUGUAGUUAGCGUACGUGAAUGUCUCGUGUCAAAAGGCGCUCGUUUAAUUGGUGUAUGUUUGUGUUUUCAACAAGACUUUUUUUUAUUAUUAUUAAGCAGGGGUGCAGAAAUGUAAAAUAUGUGAUUAAUAUGCAAGACCAGUACGAAUCAAAAUUUACCAGUCCACAAGGAUGUUUAUUAGUAUGUUGGACGGCAGCGUAAGACAAAAUUCACCAAUGGCGGAUCCAGAAAAUCCAUUUAGCGGGGGUCGGGGAAUAAGGCGGAAUGUCAAGGGAACUUUGAAAAUUAAUAUAUAAUAAAAAUUAUAACUGUUGCAAAAUUUAGCACCCCCACCCCCCUUCCUAGAUCCGCCUCUGUUCACUUCAAAUAAUCUUUCAGUGAUGCCAAAACAUACUGAGAUAUCUUCCAUAGCAACUUGACUCCUGGGUUCGUCAAUGGACGUAGUCUCGACUUCAGCGUACGACAGCGGAGUGUCUAGAUAAUCGAAACUACAAGCAGUAGGAGAUGUGUUGCUGUACAUAUACAUAUCAUCGCUGUUCUAAGUCGGCGUAACUUUAUUCACGUGCCUAUGUCCAGUAAAGGUUCAGACACGUCAGUCGCGUCCUCGGUCUCUGGCAGGGUCAGUGGCUGGGCGCGGGAUAUAACGGUACUUUAUGGAAUAAUCAGCUCACGCAAAAGACAGCUGGAAAUUGGCGGGCGUAGAUUCAACAAAAACAUCUAGAGGCCGAAUUUGUUUAGCUUUUUUGCUUAAACGCAGACGUUUAAGCAUAGUAAAUGUAUAUAGUUACACGCGAGGAAGUCUAACACAGGUGUUUAAGCAUAGUAAAUGUAUGUAGUUACACGCGUGGAAGUCUAAACGCAGGUGUUUAAGCAUAGUAAAUGUAU